CUGCUACCCAAACCCUCCGAUUCCAGCGCCGCCGUCCUCUCGAUCGUUCUGGUGGCGCCUCAACUUCUCUCCGGCGGCUGCGGCGGCGGCGCGGCGCCGUGAUUUUCUAGGUCGAUCGACCCCGGCCGGCUGGCGGCGGGCGAACGUCAAGUGCAAGACGAUGGCGGCGACGGCGUCGUCGACGGCGGAUGCGCUCGAGCAGAUCAAGAACGAGGCCGUUGAUCUGGAGCACAUCCCGUUGGAGGAGGUUUUCCAGCAUCUGAAAUGCACUCGGGAAGGACUCACCAACGCCGAGGGCGACGCCCGCACCCAAGUCUUCGGCCCCAACAAACUCGAAGAGAAAAAGGAGAGCAAGAUACUGAAGUUUCUGGGGUUCAUGUGGAACCCGCUGUCGUGGGUGAUGGAGGUGGCGGCGAUCAUGGCGAUCGCGCUGGCGAACGGCGGCGGGCGGCCGCCGGACUGGCAGGACUUCGUCGGGAUCAUCGCGCUGCUGUUGAUCAACUCCACCAUAUCCUACUGGGAGGAGAGCAACGCCGGCAGCGCCGCGGCGGCGCUCAUGAAGAACCUCGCCCCCAAGACCAAGGUGCUCCGCGACGGCAGGUGGUCGGAGACCGACGCCUUCGUCCUCGUCCCCGGCGACGUCAUCAACGUCAAGCUCGGCGACAUCGUCCCCGCUGACGCCCGCCUCCUCGACGGCGAUCCCCUCAAGAUCGACCAGUCGGCGCUCACCGGCGAGUCCCUGCCGGUCACCAAGCUCCCCGGCGACUGCGUCUACUCCGGGUCGACGUGCAAGCAGGGGGAGAUCGACGCCGUCGUCAUCGCCACCGGCGUCCACACCUUCUUCGGCAAGGCGGCGCACCUCGUCGACACCACCAACCAGGUCGGCCACUUCCAGAAGGUGCUCCGCGCCAUCGGCAACUUCUGCAUCGGCGCCAUCGCCAUCGGCAUGGCCGUCGAGGUCAUCGUCAUGUACCUGAUCCAGCACCGCCUCUACCGCGACGGCAUCGACAACCUCCUCGUGCUGCUCAUCGGCGGCAUCCCCAUCGCCAUGCCCACCGUGCUGUCAGUCACCAUGGCCAUCGGCUCGCACCGCCUCUCUGACCAGGGCGCCAUCACCAAGCGGAUGACGGCGAUCGAGGAGAUGGCCGCCAUGGACGUGCUCUGCAGCGACAAGACCGGGACGCUCACGCUGAACAAGCUCAGCGUCGACAGGGGCCUCAUCGAGGUGUUCGUCCAGGGCGUCGCCAAGGACGAGGUGAUCCUCCUCACCGCCAGGGCGUCGCGUGUCGAGAACCAGGACGCCAUCGACACCGCCAUGGUCGGCAUGCUCGACGACCCCAAGGAGGCACGCGCCGGCAUCCGGGAGGAGCACUUCCUCCCCUUCAACCCCGUCGACAAGCGCACCGCCCUCACCUACGUCGACCUCGCCGACGGCUCAUGGCACCGUGUCAGCAAGGGCGCCCCCGAGCAGAUUCUGGAUCUGUGCAAAUGCAGACAGGACGUGAGGAGCAAGGUGCACGCCAUAAUCGACAGGUACGCCGACCGGGGCCUCCGGUCGCUCGCCGUGGCGAGGCAGGAGGUGCCGGAGAGGAGGAAGGACGGCCCCGGCGGGCCGUGGGAGUUCGUUGGCCUGCUGCCGCUGCUCGACCCGCCGCGCCACGACAGCGCCGAGACCAUAAGGCGGGCGCUCCACCUCGGCGUCAACGUCAAGAUGAUCACCGGUGAUCAGCUCGCCAUUGCCAAGGAGACCGGGAGGAGGCUCGGGAUGGGCGUGAACAUGUACCCCUCGUCGGCGCUGCUCGGCCAGAGCAAGGACGAGUCCAUCGCCUCCGUCCCCGUCGACGAGCUCAUCAAGAAGGCCGACGGCUUCGCCGGCGUCUUCCCAGAGCACAAGUACGAGAUUGUGAAGAAGCUGCAGGAGAUGAAGCACAUCUGCGGGAUGACCGGCGACGGCGUGAACGACGCGCCGGCGCUGAAGAGGGCGGACAUCGGGAUCGCCGUCGCCGACGCCACCGACGCGGCGAGGAGCGCCUCGGACAUCGUGCUCACCCAGCCUGGCCUCAGCGUCAUCAUCAGCGCCGUCCUCACCAGCCGCGCUAUCUUCCAGAGGAUGAAAAAUUACACGAUUUACGCGGUGUCGAUUACUAUCCGUAUUGUGCUUGGAUUCAUGCUGAUUGCUCUCAUCUGGAAGUUCGAUUUCUCACCGUUCAUGAUCCUCGUCAUCGCGAUCCUCAACGACGGAACGAUCAUGACAAUAUCCAAGGACAGGGUGAAGCCGUCGCCGCACCCGGACAGCUGGAAGUUGCCGGAGAUCUUCAUCACCGGCAUCGUCUACGGCACCUACCUCGCCGUCAUGACCGUCCUCUUCUUCUGGGCCAUGAGGAGCACCGAUUUCUUCACCAGCACGUUCCAUGUGAAGCCACUGAUGGAGAAGGACGAGAUGAUGUCGGCACUGUACCUGCAGGUGAGCAUCAUCAGCCAGGCGCUCAUCUUCGUGACGCGCUCCCGCAGCUGGUGCUUCGUCGAGCGCCCCGGCAUGCUGCUCUGCGGCGCCUUCGUCGCCGCGCAGAUCAUCGCGACGCUGGUGACGGUGUACGCCACCUUGGGGUUCGCCCACAUCAAGGGCAUCGGCUGGGGGUGGGCCGGCGUCAUCUGGCUCUACAGCAUCGUCACCUUCCUCCCCCUCGACAUCUUCAAGUUCGCCGUCCGCUACGCCCUCAGCGGCCGCGCCUGGGACACCCUCAUCGAGCACAAGAUUGCCUUCACGAGCAAGAAGGAUUACGGGAGAGGGGAGAGGGAGGCGCAGUGGGCGACGGCGCAGAGGACGCUGCACGGGCUGCAGACGCCGGAGAUGGGGGACCACCUCGGCGGCGUCGGCGGCGGCGAGCGGAGCAGCUACAGGGAGCUCUCGGAGAUCGCCGAGCAGGCCAAGCGCCGCGCCGAGGUGGCCCGGCUGCGCGAGCUCAGCACGCUCAAGGGCCAGAUGGAGUCCACCGUCAGGCUCAAGGGCCUCGACAUGGACAACGUCCAGCACCACUACACCGUCUGAAGUCCACCGCCGGCGAGCUCGCUCGCCGGAGAAGGAGGAGGCUCCGCCGAGCUCGCUCGCCGCGGCUAUUUUCAGGGGCAGCGUGCAUGCAAUUGAGCCUCUCCUCGUCGUCGUCGUCGUCUGUAAUUCCCUUUUUUUUAUAUUAAAUUUUAAACUUUGGUUUGAGGUCUAGUGGUUAAUUGAGUUGACGGUUUGAGGGUUUGAGUUUGUCCUUAAUUUGGGGUUCUGCUUGAAUUAUGACCUGGCAUUACCUCUCAUUAGAUUUGUGGUUAAUUUCCUCUAAUUGCUUGGAAAUAAUUGAGUUGUUACCGUGCUUUACAGUACUUGGUAUGAAGUUGUUGAAUCUAA
Oryza sativa Japonica Group (Japanese rice) is the source of this 3397-nucleotide messenger RNA. Its product is annotated as plasma membrane ATPase-like. Gene Ontology annotation, biological process: proton export across plasma membrane; regulation of intracellular pH. NCBI's taxonomy places the organism in Eukaryota, Viridiplantae, Streptophyta, Magnoliopsida, Poales, Poaceae. The record is from RefSeq and is a predicted model, not a curated record. Gene Ontology annotation, cellular component: plasma membrane. Gene Ontology annotation, molecular function: ATP hydrolysis activity; ATP binding; P-type proton-exporting transporter activity.